AUGGUUCUAAUUACUCUAUUACUACCUAUUUAUGUAUUAAUUUUUCCCAUUUCAUUUCAAUUGACAACAGCUACGAUAUUGGAAUGUUUUAAAUACUACCCAAAUUACUACCUUGGUAAGAAUGGAAAUUUGGUUGUUAUAAAUAUUUCCAGUAUUACUUCCUGUUUGGAUCAUUGUUUAAAGUCACAAUUACUUUAUGAAUUUAUUUGUCGAUCAGCUAUGGUAAAUAAAAUACAAAGAGAAUGUAUCUUAAGUAAAUGGAGUCCAAAUUUGACAACAUUUAGCAAAUAUCAUUCGAGAGUUGUAUAUACAGUUUUUUAUCAAAAUAUUUGCUUGCCACCAUUGGAUCAGGUGCAAAAUUUUACAAUUGCACCACCACGCACAACAUUUUCAAUACCAAUCACAGAUAGAAGAUUAAUUAUGGCAAAUUCUAUCAAUGAUAAGAUCAGGAAUCAUAAAUCAAUGGGUGUUGUCCAUGAUAGCACUGUUAAUAUGGAAAAUAAGAAAAAAUUAUCAUUUGAAACGGUACUUCAUGCUGCACAACAUGUUCUACCACCAAAUACUAUCAAUGAAAACACUCAUAGGUUUAUCAAAUCUACCCAAACUACUCUAUCACCAAAUCAGAAAACAACCGCAUAUUAUGUUGAUUACGAUGAAGAACGAAGCAACAAUAAUGGCAGUAACAAGGAUUGCGAUGACAACAAAAAUAAUAAUAACAAAAAAAAUAAUAAUAAUGAUAAUAAUAGUAACAAUAACAACAAUAAACAUGAUGAUAAAAUCAAUAGUGACAGCAAUAAUUACGACAGUAAUAAUGGCGAUGAUGAUGAUGCUGAUGCUACUGAUGAUGAUGACGAUGAUCAUAAUGAUGAUUAUUAUAACAAUAAUAAUAAUGAUGAUGAUGGUGAUGAUGAUGAUAACAUUUAUAAUAACAAUGAAUACGAGGAUAGUGAUAUAAGUACUGAUUUAAUAUCAACGAGUGAUAAGCAACCUAUUUCUGCUAACAAAAAUGUUGCAUAUCGUAUUGCUGCCAGUCUAUUAAAACCGAUAAGGACGAUAAAAAGUGUUGCCAUUAAACCGAAUCCGGCAACUAUCCAUCGUGGUUUUCAACAUACGGAACCAUUAAUUCCUGAAAUUACUUCUUCUACUACUUUACUUCCUCUAAAAACUAUCACACCAUUUAUCAAUAAUGCUAUUACUACUAUUGCUAUUACUACUCCUUAUGCUAGUGAUAAUAUUAUUACUACAAGUAACAGUAUUGAUACUGAUAAUAGUGAUAUUACUGAUACUGCUAUUAUUGCUACUACUACUACUGGUACUACUAUUAUUGCUACAACAACAACAACAACAACAAUAAAAGUUACUGUUACAACAAAAACUAUUACUUCAGCAAUGCAAUUUAUUCCUAUUCCAAUUGAAAUGUUAGUUCGGGAAUGGAAUACGACUACAAAAGAUUCAGAAUUAUCAAUUCAACAUCAAAAUUACACUCUUAAUAUUGGAAUUGUAGAACAGGAAUUGAAUAAUCGACAAAUGAUACGAAAUGGAUUAAUUAAAGAACUCAAAUGCUUUCAUUAUUUUGCUAAUAAACAACUCAAAGGUUAUCGACAGGAAAUAAUCAAACAAAUUGGUUUACAAGAUUGUUUACAUAAUUGUAUUUUACGCAUUUCAUUUUUAUGUUUGAGUGUUAAUUACAAUAAGAAAACAAGGGAAUGCAUUUUAAAUGCUGAUAAUCGAAUUAUCAAUAAUGUUCAAUUAACUUCAUCAAAAUUAACAGAUUAUUAUGAAUAUGUUUGUUUGAAUGCACGAAAACAAGGAUUAAAAGCAAAAAAUACGCAUAUUGGAUAUUACAAUAUUAUCAAACUUCGAAAAUGCUUUUCGAUAUGUGAAAAUGCUGUAAUGUAUACACUAAAUGGUCUUGUUGUCGACAAUAUUUAUACAUCAUUGGAAUGUUUGAUGACAUGUGCUAUAUCACAUCAGGUUUAUAAAACAAAAUGCUACUCUGUAAAUUGGUUUAAAAAUACUCGAACAUGUUACCUGCAUACUACUGAAACUGAUAUUAAUAAUUUAAAAGUCACUACAGCAUCCGAUUUCUUCCUUAACAAUUGUGCUGAUUCUAAUAUAAUAGUGAACGAAAGCAAUGAAUGUGAAGAAGAUUACUGUGAUAAAUAG
Molecule: messenger RNA, 2166 nt
Organism: Brugia pahangi
Lineage: Eukaryota; Metazoa; Nematoda; Chromadorea; Rhabditida; Onchocercidae
Source: the annotation of a GenBank genome assembly